AUGUCGUCUUCGGGCUCGUUCUUUCCACGUAUUGAAUCUGUCUUCUACGCCGUUUUCGACGUUCGCCAGGGUCCCAAAAUCGUUUAUCAAGUCCCGGAAGAUCUUAUAGUGACUACGUCUGCGAAUGUGUCCGCAAGCAACUCUCUUACACCCAUCACACCUGCUUCGCCUGCGUCCUCCACUGCAGACAGCCCUUCUCUCUCUCGUUUUGACUCUCGCCAACUAACCAGUCCUCGAAAACGGCCUGCAUCCCCUAACUCUUCGCUUCUUCACUUCGAUGACAUAUCCAAGAAACAUCGUAUCAUCGGCUUUCCUGUAGAGCUACGAGGAAACUAUCCUCGUAAUUAUUUCCGGUAUAAUCUAUGCUUUGUCUUCGAGCGCACUGCGGACCUAAGCUGCUAUGAGCCAGUCGUGCGGAAAGUCAGUCGUGUUCUCACUACCUGCGAGGAAGAGUCUGCGUUCUUGUCAUCGCCCGAGAGUUCGCCUUACAUCCAUGCCAUCCUAGAGCAGCUAUACGAAGACUUGAACUCGUAUUCUGAGACGUCCAUCCCCAUGGACAAGUUCAAUUCGAUUGAACUCAAGAUCUUUCCAUUUUAUCCUAACCCUCCGCCCGUCAGAGAUUGGCAGGUACCGCUUGCGCUGAUCAAUCUCACCAGGAGAGUUGAGCCAAAUUGGGAUUUGACCAUGGUAAAGAUAUGCAAGUUCAUAGACGGAACUAACCAUGUCAGCCGAAUUGCCCGUCUAGCGGAUUGCGACCUUGACUUAACUCGCCAAGCCGUUGCACAUCUGCUCUAUUAUCAGGUGAUCAUGAUGAUCGACAUUUUCCAAUACUCCAAUAUGUACACACUACGCAGCAGCAUCCAGUGGUUGGCUGAUGAGUCUCACGUUCGGGACGAAUGGGCAGCUAUCGCAGACUGGCCUCGACUAUUGCACCUCUACUCUCGUCUGAAACCAGGAAAAACAGUGCGAGAAUGGAUGGCAGAGUAUGACGUAAAAUCGUAUGGUAUCGAUGUCCGUCGAUUCACAAGCUUUGGUGUUAUCAAGGGAUUCCUUCGCCGUGUUCACCGUUGGCCGGUCCUGUCGCCUGAGAUUGGUACCCCACAAGCGGAUCGUCCACGCGAGGGAGCUCCGUCGUCCUUAGGUCGCAAGCGAGGAAAGACUGUCACUUCGCUCACGCAAUCGCUCGACCUCCGACAGCCUUCCCCUGCUGAAGCCGCACAAAUACGAGGGCGGCCCCAACACCCGCUCAGCGCAGGCUUCCCGAACUCUGCUAUCACAGAAGCUAAGACUGAAACUGUCGAACGAGGGGUGACAGGCGUUCGCGCCCCGCCCACGCGGCGCGCGAGUGUGGCAGACACCUCGCUGUACCGCCAUCGACAGCCCAGUCGAGAGCCGCGCACCCCGUUGGAGCAGCGUUUCAACCACCGUGCGUCACUACUUUCAGUAGGCAGCACUGUGGAAUACGCACCGCCGCCCACACCCACGCCUGCCGCUGGGCAUGGACAUGGUAAGAAUCGCUGGUCUGGCGCCCCUGGUGAUCCCGGAGGUGGAGGGUCAGGCAUUUCUGGGACGCUGGGGCUCCUGCGCUCUCGCAUAUCACGGUCGCCCUCUGCUCCGGCAGUGUCGCAUGUGCAAGUGCAUGCCCAAGCGCAAGAGGGCCCGGGGUUCCCGCACGAACUGCUGGAGUUGUUGGACGGGGAACAUCAUACGGACGAAUUGUGUACGCGAUUUGAAGUGGGGUGGCCAGUGUUGCGGCAGUGGCUUGUUCUUGCUGGGGGAGGCAAAGGGGAUGGUGAUUUCGGGCGUGUGUCGAUUAUAUAUCGGUAG
This is a messenger RNA of Fibroporia radiculosa, 1827 nucleotides long. RefSeq lists its product as uncharacterized. The transcript has 7 exons. NCBI's taxonomy places the organism in Eukaryota, Fungi, Basidiomycota, Agaricomycetes, Polyporales, Fibroporiaceae. Gene Ontology annotation, cellular component: vacuolar membrane; GATOR1 complex. Gene Ontology annotation, molecular function: GTPase activator activity. Gene Ontology annotation, biological process: positive regulation of autophagy; negative regulation of TORC1 signaling. The record is from RefSeq and is a predicted model, not a curated record. The coding region runs from base 1 to 1827 and encodes 608 amino acids.